Messenger RNA from Pelodiscus sinensis (Chinese soft-shelled turtle), 1864 nucleotides. The record is from RefSeq and is a predicted model, not a curated record. Lineage: Eukaryota; Metazoa; Chordata; Testudines; Trionychidae.
AUGCGUGACUUUGCAGAGAACCUUAGAACUUGCCCCUGGCGGAUAGUGGAUGACUGUGGUGGUGCCUUCACAAUGGGAGUCAUAGGUGGUGGCAUCUUCCAAGCUAUCAAAGGGUUCAGAAAUUCCCCAGUGGGUGUAAAUCACCGGCUGCGGGGAAGUUUGACAGCUAUUAAAACAAGAGCACCACAAUUAGGAGGUAGCUUUGCAGUAUGGGGUGGUCUCUUUUCCAUGAUUGACUGUAGUAUGGUGAAAAUGAGGGGUAAAGAAGAUCCAUGGAACUCAAUCACAAGUGGUGCCUUAACUGGAGCCAUAUUAGCCUCUAGAAAUGGACCAGUUGCCAUGGUUGGGUCAGCUGCUAUGGGAGGAAUACUGCUAGCUUUGAUUGAAGGAGCUGGUAUCCUGUUAACAAGAUUUGCCUCUACACAAUUUCCGAAUGGCCCUCAAUUUUCAGAUGAUCCCUCCCAGUUGCAGCCCUCCCCAUUUGGAGAUUACAGGCAAUAUCAAUGAUUACAUUAUUCUGCUGUUUCACAUUGUACGUGAGAGUUGUCAUUUAUAAAAUGCUGAAGAACAAGAUGCAGUAUGUUUUAAAACCUUACAUUGGAAAUGGAUGCUGGACCUCUUUUGUACAAACCAUGGCAAGAGGACAUGUCACACUUUUUCACUGUAAACAUAGACAGAACUUUUAGAAGAUCAUACCUAUAUUUAUUCAUCAUAGGGUUCCAUGGUCACACAGUUGAUAUGUCUGACAUAACACGUUAAUGCUUAAGCUGAGGACCAAACAGAAUGCCGUAAUACUUUGGAUAUGGAAUGAAAUGAAUUUCCUUAGGGACUUCUUUGAAGUGUGGUAUUAACCAUUAUUGUUACCUCCAUUAACAAUAGAAACAAUCCUCUCUCUUCACAGUCAGUAUCACAUUUAGAUCACAAUACUGAGCAUUUUGGUUUAUUUUAAGAAAAUUCAUUCGUCAACACUCCUGAGGUGAACAUUGGAGAGGAUGUUGUGUAUUGAGCCAAUGAAGAGUAAUACGUUUUUGGAACUAUCUUUUGUGCUGCAUAAAGUAUUUCUCUCCACACAAAUCAAUUGUAAGUAAAAUAUCUAGCUUAUAAAAGGUUCCUUUCCAGAUUAUUUCCUACAAGGCUACUGUGCCUUGAUUGCUGACCACCUGAAACCUUCCUUAGUGUUUAAAUGCUCAAAAUACUUUAGAAGAAAAGUUCUCUGCAGAUAAGGGUUGUUUGCAUUAACUAAAAGUUGCUGAUUCCUGAGCUUCAGUUGGGAAGAAGAUAUUUUUCUUGUUUUUAAACAUGGGCCAGGAACUAAUUGAAGCAGAACUUGUGAUUUGCAGCUUUAUAAGGCACAAAAAUGUUUGCUUUCCUCCAUUGCUCUAAGAUGCGAUGGUGCAUGUUCUAGUGUGAGACCUCAAGUACUUCACUAGCGUAUACAGUAGCAUAAUAAAUAAUUGACACUUUUGGUGAUUCAGUAUUUUUGGUUUUGAAACUAGUUCUAAUGUUCAAAAUGUAGUAGCUUGCACGGUGGGUUUCUUCCUGUCAUUAAUAGGAAUUAGUGAGGCGUGGCUGUAUUUUGAACAAGAAAACGAAAUAGUGUGUCCAUAAUGCAUAUUUUAAAUUUUCUUGCCUGUUUGGGAACCUGGGCCUUGAAAUGGGUCAUUUAAAAGAAUUGGAACAAUGCUAUACUCAAAUAAGCGCAGUGUAUUGAGUCAGCCAUAUCUUCUUCCUGGAUUGGUACUUGUAAAUGAUCAUGCUUGCUUAACUGGAAAAGAGAGUGUUAGAUCAUUACAAUGUAUCUAAAGAUGCUCAUGUACAAAAUGGAAGUCAGUUUAUAAUAAAUAUAAUUAGUGCAAAUACCACA